AUGCCCUUCGGAGUUACAAAUGCUCCUGCCCUAUUUAUGGAAUUGAUGAAUCGAGUGUUCUCGGAAUAUCUCGAUAAAUUUGUGAUAGUCUUCAUCGACGAUAUUCUUAUCUACUCGAAGACCCAGGAAGAGCAUGCUGAGCACCUGAGUAUAACAUUACAAAUUCUCCGGGAGAGACAAUUGUAUGCCAAAUUCUCAAAGUGCGAAUUUUGGCUUGACCAGGUGUCGUUUUUGGGUCACGUGAUCUCUAAGGACGGAAUUAUGGUAGACCCAAGCAAGAUAGAAGCCGUGAGUAACUGGAACAGACCAAAGAAUGCCAGUGAGAUCCGAAGUUUCCUCGGACUAGCCGGCUAUUAUCGGAAAUUCGUAGAGGGUUUUUCCAGAAUUGCAGCUCCCAUGACGGCCCUCACCAAGAAGAACAAAAGGUACGAAUGGACGGAGAAUUGUGAGAGAAGCUUCGCGGAGUUGAAGAGAAAAUUGACUAGUGCCCCAAUUCUCACUCUUCCAGAAAGUAACGAGGGAUUUGAUAUGUACAGCGAUGCUUCCAGAUUGGGACUCAGAGCUGUACUUAUGCAGAAUGGAAAAGUCAUUGCGAGCCACUUUUGGGAUGAAAAUGAUGCUCAUAGACGAUUCAGAGAAUAA
This is a messenger RNA of Zingiber officinale, 642 nucleotides long. RefSeq lists its product as uncharacterized. Bases 1 to 642 code for a protein of 213 amino acids. The record is from RefSeq and is a predicted model, not a curated record. The transcript is spliced from 2 exons. NCBI's taxonomy places the organism in Eukaryota, Viridiplantae, Streptophyta, Magnoliopsida, Zingiberales, Zingiberaceae.